This is a messenger RNA of Sporothrix schenckii 1099-18, 216 nucleotides long. RefSeq lists its product as uncharacterized. NCBI's taxonomy places the organism in Eukaryota, Fungi, Ascomycota, Sordariomycetes, Ophiostomatales, Ophiostomataceae. The transcript has a single exon. The record is from RefSeq and is a predicted model, not a curated record. Bases 1 to 216 code for a protein of 71 amino acids.
AUGCCGCCACCCGCUGCGAAGUAUGAGCGACAUGUUGGAGGCAAACGUUGGCGAUGUGACAAGGCCCGCGAGCUGGCGCUACUCUAUAGCAAGAUCUUGGCUUCAUCGGACAGCCUUCGAUGGGCGACCGGCGUGUCGUCGGCUGCUGCGCCCAAGCCCAAGGACGGUGGUAUCCAAAAGGCCGUGGAGCCCUGCGAUCUCAGGCUUCGUGACUAA